This is a messenger RNA of Tripterygium wilfordii, 674 nucleotides long. RefSeq lists its product as uncharacterized. NCBI's taxonomy places the organism in Eukaryota, Viridiplantae, Streptophyta, Magnoliopsida, Celastrales, Celastraceae. The record is from RefSeq and is a predicted model, not a curated record. The transcript has a single exon. The coding region runs from base 23 to 535 and encodes 170 amino acids.
UGUCCUCCUCUUCGAGCCUGCAAUGACAGACAAAAAAAAAAUCAUGUUAGGGCUUCAAUCUCCGUUGAUUUGUCCUACAAUCCUUUCAUUCUCAUUCUCAAAACCUCUAACUUUCCCUUCUAUCCUCUUCAAAACGCAAAUUCGUCCCCUCGAAUCCCCAUCCAGAUUCCUAAUCUUCGCCGCAGAUGGAAGCAACAACAACAACAACAAUAACGCGGACCCAAUUACCAAAGAAGCCAAACAGAAAGAACAAGACCAACAACAGCAGCCAAAAGGGUUCUUCAAUGGAGACGGCGGCGGCGGUGGUGAUGAUUUGGGGAGAGAUCGACGGCCCAUGUUCAAUUUCAAGUUGGGGGAUCUACUGAACCCGGAUCCGGAUAAUAUCGUGGCCAUUGGAUUAGCGGGUCUGCUGACGUGGGCAAGUGUGCUGAUUCUAGGGCAGCUCUUUUUCAUCUCCUUGGCAAUUCUCUUGGCAGCUCUAAAGUACUCUUUCAUUGCUGCUCUCCUUAUUUUCAUCCUCAUCACUCUCCUCUAAACUCCUUUGUGAUUGCUUUUUCGGGUUUUUUUAUAUAAAAAUUUUUGGAAUUGUGAAUGGAAAUUAUGCAAUUCCAUACAUUUUGUAAUCACCAAUUCAAAUUCCAUAAAAUGUGAAAAAAAUUUCCAGAAAAAUUGCA